Molecule: messenger RNA, 2120 nt
Organism: Raphanus sativus (radish)
Lineage: Eukaryota; Viridiplantae; Streptophyta; Magnoliopsida; Brassicales; Brassicaceae
Product: berberine bridge enzyme-like 21
Exons: 1
Coding region: 103-1830 (575 amino acids)
Molecular function (GO): oxidoreductase activity; FAD binding
Source: RefSeq, a predicted model, not a curated record
ACUUUGCGGUAACAUAUCAUCGCUCUCUCCUCCGGUUAUAAAUAAGGAAACCAGAUAAGUUCACAGAAGUAAGCAACAAGAGAUCCAAGAAAGCAUCUCAAAAUGCUCACGACACGACCAACAUUAGUCUCUGUCGGUUUCUUCCUCCUCUUCCUCUCUCUGCCUCUGAUCUCCUCUUUCUCUCAACCAUCAGUAUCCUCGUCAGUCUACAACACAUUCCUCAAAUGCCUCUCGGAGAAGACCCAAACGCCGCAACACCAAAUCUCCAAGAUCGUCUUCUCUAAGACCAAUCCUUCUUACACAUCCGUCCUCCGCGCUUACAUCCGCAAUGCAAGAUUCAACACUUCCUCCACUCCCAAACCGACCAUCAUCGUCACUCCUCUCACCUAUAAGCACGUCAGCGCCGCCGUCGUCUGCUCGAAGCCUUUGAAGUUCGUCUUCAAGAUCCGAAGCGGCGGCCACGACUACGACGGUCUCUCCUACAUCUCCGACAAACCGUUUUUCAUCCUCGACAUGUCGAACCUCCGCCAGGUCUCCGUCGACAUCGCCGAUCAAACGGCGUGGAUCUCCGCCGGAGCCACUCUCGGCGAGGUUUACUACAGUAUCUGGGAGAAAAGCAAGGUCCUUGGAUUCCCUGCCGGAGUUUGUCCGACGGUCGGUGUCGGAGGUCACGUGAGCGGCGGCGGGUACGGUAACAUGAUAAGGAAGUACGGUUUGUCGGUUGAUCACUUCAUCGACGGUAAGAUUGUUGACGUAAACGGCGACGUUUUAGACCGGAAAGGGAUGGGGGAAGAUCUUUUCUGGGCUAUCUCCGGCGGCGGAGGAGGGAGCUUCGGAGUCGUUUUGGGUUACAAGGUCAAGCUCGUUCCGGUUCCAGCAACCGUGACGGUGUUCCGGGUGGAGCAGUAUAUGGAGUCCGGAGCGGUGGACAUGGUUCACAAGUGGCAGUUUGUUGGUCCGAAAACCGACAGGAAUCUGUUCAUGAGGAUGCUGAUCCAACCGGCGACUAGAAACAAGAAGAAGACGGUGAGAGCCACUGUGGUUGCUCUGUUCUUAGGGAGAGCAGACGACGUCGUUUCGCUGCUUAGUAAAGAGCUUCCCGAGCUGGCUCUAAAGAAGGAGGACUGUAAGGAGAUGACUUGGUUCCAGUCCGCGUUGUAUUGGUACAAUUACUUAAACGCUACCGAGACCGAUCCCAAAGUGUUUCUCGAUCGGAAUCUCGACUCCGCCGGCUUCGGUAAGAGGAAGUCUGAUUACGUCCAGACAGAGAUUCCAAGAAACGGGAUCGAGUCUCUGUUCAAGAGGAUGGCUGAGUUAGGAAAGAUCGGGCUCGUUUUCAACCCUUACGGUGGAAGGAUGGCGGAGAUAGCGGAGGACGCGACACCGUUCCCGCACAGAAACAUGCUUUACAAGAUUCAGUACUCUAUCAACUGGAAAAUAUCGUCUCCGGAGAUAGAGGAGCGUUACUUGAAACAAGCCAGAGUGCUUCACAAUUUCAUGACCAGGUUUGUGAGCAAGAACCCUAGAAGUGCUUACUUGAACUACCGUGAUAUCGAUAUCGGGGUGAAUGAUCAUGGGGCGAAUAGUUUUGUGGAAGGAGAGGUGUAUGGAAGGAUGUAUUUUGGUAAAAACUUUGAUCGAUUAGUGAAGAUUAAAACCGCGGUGGAUCCGGAUAAUUUCUUCUGGAAUGAACAGAGUAUACCUGUUGCUCAAAAAAAAAAAGAACAGAGUAUACUUACAUUGCCAAAUAAGGUAUAUUAUGAUAUGUAUGAGACUUUAUAUCCGCCUAUAUUGCAUGAGUAUAUGAGGAAGAAUAAGGCUGCGGCGUGAGAGAAUGAUCAGAGUACAACUUCUAGAAGGACAGGUGGAUGAUCUAGAAGACUGAUGUGGAUAAAGAAUAAGGAAUAACACCUGGGGAGCAAAAGGAAAUAUAUCACAUGCUGCUAACGGUCUCUUAACCAUGGGUGAGGAGCUGUGGUUGGCUAAUGGUAAUUUCCUAUGUAAGCUCUAGUCUAUCUUUGUAAUAUGUAUCAAGUAUAUGAUCAAAGUGAUUGUAAGUUUCUCAGCCUUGUAAUCGUUUGGAUCUUAAAGAAGUAAUCAAGGAGUAAUUUCAUGAGGUC